AAAUUGUUUUAACACAUUAGAUUCAUCACUAUUGAGUGUCAUGUUUUAUGAAUGAUUCAGGAAUGUCACAGAAUUUGAGACAAUGGGGGAUGGAUGCUACUGACAAUGAUGUAACUGUUUCAGUUUUUGUUAUAACUUCUGAAUACUGAGUGAGAUUUUGAUAGCAAUGUUUUUGUGUGGAUUUACAGACAGUUUUUGGCCAUGGGAAAACAGGUGGUCUCGGGCCAGUAAACCAAGUCUACGACAGAUUCAUACCAAAAUGUCUGGAAACUACUUUCACCGUGGAAUUUCUAGACUUAGGGCAGAGGAACUGCUCCUAUCUGCUGGAGAGGAUGGGAGUUUUCUAGUCCGGGACAGUGAAACUUUGCAGGGGGCAUAUGUCUUAUGUCUGCUGUUCCAGUCAAGGGUGCACCAGUAUAGAGUUCUACCUGGACAUGACAACAAGCUGUCCAUCCAGGCAGAAGGUGGUGCUCCUGAGCCCAAGUAUCCAGAUCUCAAUUCGCUGGUCGCAGACUACAUAAAAAGGGGAGAUAAGAAUGGAUUAGCAUUUGGACUGAAAUUUCCCGUCCCUCCUGACAAAGGAGAGGAAGUGGACUCAGAUCCAGAAAACUCUGCUGUUUGGAAUUAUUCGGAUGAGGAAUCUCCGUUAUUGUCUAAUGAAUUUACCGAGUUUUCAUUACUUCGAGAUGAUGAUGAUUACCAGGAUAAUCCCCCUGGGGUUCCCCCUCCUCCCCUGGUCCGGGAGAAUGCUAACAUCAAUGGCCUUGACGCAAAUCCAGAGGAACAAAAAAUCAAAGUCACACUGCUGAAUAAUUUCUCCAAACUUGAUAAAACAAGUGUAGAACCAGACUUCUUGGAGGCUUUGAGAGAUUACUUUGAGAGGGGGAUAGAAACAGAUGUGACAGCGGUGAAGGCAGGGGACACAAAUCUUCCAGAAUUUCAGAAACUUCUGGAAUUCUCAGCAAAAAAUUUACAGAGAGAACUGGACAGAUUUCUCAGAAAGGUACGGACAAUAAGUGACCUGUUGACCGUUCCUGAGACCUCUGCAUUGACCCGCUCACCUUCCAUGAUGGACAAGGGUGGAUCAAGCGUUCCAGCUAUGUUAGAAAAAAUGAACAAGUGUAGAAGCAAUCUGAUGGCUUUGGACAAUAAAGUCCAGGAAACUCUGCGUUAUUUUUCUGUCUCUCUUUAUGAUUGUCUCCCCUUUGAGUCUCUGGAUUCAGAUCCCUUACCCGAGUCUUUCACACCUUUGUUGUCUUCCCUUGGAAAACCACACAUUCCUAGAAGUGAUUUUGAGGUGAAGCUCAUACGGACAGGAAAACAAUCCAAAAUGACUCUGUCAGUUGAUAUACCUCAUGGAAAACUUUAUGCUGUCAAGCCCUCAAAAGAUUCUUUUGACCCAAACAAUGUGUUCACCCAUGAGAGAAUUACACAGCUUGUGAAGAGCACCAAAGAUAACACCAAGCUGGAUAUGCUGAUAUUGGACGAGGAGAAGAAGAAAAAACAGACCAAGUUCACCGUAGUCUUCACGUCGGUCCACGUUCGCGAGACGUUCUGUCAGCAGAUCAUGCAGAUGAAAAACAUGCAUUCCUCCAUUGUGGAUGUUGAUCAGAUCUCAGUGUUUGUGGGAACAUGGAAUAUGGGUGACAGCCAGCCCACUGCCUCCAUUAACAGCUGGUUACGAUGUAACGGUACAGGUAAACCUCGUGACCCGCAGGUCCUGGGGGUCAUUCCACAUGACAUGUAUGUCAUCGGGACACAGGAGAGUGCAAUGACAGAAAAAGAUUGGGUCAACUUUGUGAAAAAUCACAUCAAGUCCUGUCUCAUGGCAGAUGUAGAACUGGUGGAGGUUUGCACGUUAUGGGGGAUACGGUUAGUGGUGCUAGUGAAGAAACAACUACGUCAGUAUAUCAACAGAAUUCAACAUUCCACGGUUAGGACUGGCAUAGCCAAUACAUUAGGUAACAAGGGAGCAGUCGGAAUCUCAUUUUAUUUCAAGGGAACCUCAUUUUGUUUUAUUAACUGUCAUCUGACAUCAGGGGAUGAGAGAAAUGAGAGGAGAAACCAGAACUAUCGUGACAUCAUUAAGGGCCUGUCACUGGGGCAGAAACACCUGGGGCUGUUUGACGUCCUCAAUCAGUUUAACCAUUUGUUUUGGCUCGGUGAUCUCAACUAUCGAAUCGAGGACAAUAUUGCUACAAUUCUGGAAAAAGUGGAGUCCAGAGAUAUAGAAUACUUAAUAACAAAGGACCAGCUGAAGAAAGUACAGAGAGAAAAGAAAGGCUUCUGUGGUUUCUGUGAGGAAGAUAUCUCAUUCAUGCCAACAUACAGGUUGCCAAGGUUCCAGAUAGAAUACAAGUAUGACUGGAAGAAAGUCAAGAAAACAGGGGAGAGGAUCAAUGCUCCUUCAUGGUGUGACAGGGUACUGUGGAGGUCCUAUCCAGGCACAUACAUAGAAAAUCUAGCUUAUGGUUGUGCUGACAAGGUGCUUGGGAGUGACCAUCGACCAGUUUUCUCAUCAUUUAAUGUGGGAGUCACUUCAGACUUUGUCAUGAACCGGAAUUCCCUAACAACUGAAUCUCUGAUUAAAAUUGUGUUUCACCAAAUUGUUGCUCAAGUUAAAACAUGUUGUAAGCAGUACUUUUACCUAGAAUUCCACUCCACCUGCUUAGCAGAUGUAGCAUCCAGUUCUGCCAAUACCAGUUUCCAGCAGCAUAAGACGGGCUUCUACACGUGUCCAGUGUGGGAGAAAAAACAGAUUCCUGAGUUGAGGCCUUUGUUUGGGGAUGAAGAGUACUUGGGUGAUCAACACAUUCUGAUCGCUGUUAGGUCCAGGGAUAGUGACAAUGAAUCUUAUGGUGAGUGUGUCGUAGAAAUGAAAAAUAAGAUUGACAUUAAUAAACCCCAGGCAUUCGAGUGUCAGCUGCUUCACCAAGGCGAAGUCACGGGAAAAUUAAGUGGCCAGGUGCAUGCUUUGACAGGGUCAUUUACUCCCAGAAGUUCUAUCAAGAAGUCUUAUGAAUUGGUUGCCUUGGAUACAGAAUACAUUGAUCCUGAAUUGAUGCAUUCAGAUUCUCCCCCCUCAGCAGACACCUUAACCCCCUUAACAGGCCCCCAGAUCAGCAACAGCCAUGCUACCCUUACCCACGUACAGAGCAUGCCUGCUGCUUUACUAGACAAACCACCCAUUCCGAUUUCCCAGCGCCCAGCCGUUGAUGAUCUCCCGUCAGUAUACAAGUAUGGUGAUGUCCAGUCUAGUGCAUUGUUUCAAAAACAAUUGGAACACAAUCUCUGUGAUUCGAGUCGAAUCAGGAUUCAACUACCCACAGGACAAGGGGCAAUGCAGGCCUCCCACAAAUCAGCUCCAGUGGGGUGCACUGUUACAGAGCCUCCCAAUAAACCCCCACCUCCUGUACCCAAAAAACAGCCCAGCUACGUCAACAUACCAAAACAGAAGAAUCCUAUUGGAGAGUGGCUGAAAGGGAUUAACCUUCCCCAAUACCAGGAUAACUUCAUCAAGAACGGCUUCGAUCAACUUCAGUUUAUCAAAAACAUGUCCAAAACAGACUUAAUGGAAAUUGGUAUCCGUAACAUGAUUCACAUUGACUUGAUACUGGAGAGUCUCAAAAGGAUGAGUCUGUGAUGAAAUGUAGCUAAACUGCAUAAAGACUCAGGCCACGAGUGAAACAGUUCUACUGUGCUGAAAAACAUAUGGCCUUAAAAACAUGUAAUAAAGAACUUAGCAGCUAAGGUAACAUUGUGCUGGAUUAUUAUAGUGUACAGUUAUCCCAUGUAUUACGAGACCAUUGUGCUAGGUAAUUUAUAUAUACAAUCACCCUUAGUUCUAUGAGAACAUGACUGGUUGACAGGGUCCUGAAAGAUGGAAAGGUGUUUCAUUCCACCAUCAUUUCUAGGGACUAAAAUCUCUGGAUUCUUGGCACAUAUGUGAAGUAAGACUGAUCAUCAAAUGUCAUUCUAUGCAACCUUCAGCAUUGACUUAUUUUUCUCAUGAAUUUUAUAUUCCUUCAUUCAGUAUUCAUCUUUCACACAAACACAAUCUAAUAGAAGACAUGUUAUUUCAGAAAAGUCUUAAUUUCUUCUAAACGUUUGUUUUUAUUUAUUAAGAUUUUCCAUUAUAUGAUACAGAUUGAUGAAUCUGACAUGGUGCUCAAAAUGUUAUAGAAUCAGUAUUUAAGUCUUCAUUUUAGAAGUGCCACAUGGUCAAUGUUUUUGUGUAUCUGUUGUACAGACAAUAGACAUUACGUUUUGUCUUUCUUACCUGAAGUAAGUGACUGGUUUUUUUUUUAGAUUUUUAAUAUUUUAUUUUGACACUUCAUUGGAUUUAAAAUCUUUCAUUGGAUGAUUUUUGUCAUGGUUUUGAAGUAUUUAUUUCAUAUACUAGUAUAGGGCUUAAUCAAUAUACAGUUGAACUUGGGUAUCUCGAACACGGAUAUCUCGAAUACCAUGGAUAUGUUGAAGUGACUGGAAAGUCCUUACCACAUUUUCUUAAGUAUUUUACCCUGAAUAUCUUGAACCCUCGGAUAUCUCUCAGUUUUUUCUUGGUCCCAUUGAGUUCGAGAUAACGAGGUUUGACUGUACUGAUUUAUCAAUCAAGUCGGUAUUUAUAAGCCUGUAUUGUAUCAAAACAUUAACUUCCUCUGUUAUCAUCCAAGCAGUUUGUUAUUGAAAUCAGUGUAAAAGUUGGAAAUUUCAAUCAUCAAAGGUUAUAUCUAACUGUUUUAAAAAUUGACCAAAAAUGUUAAAACAGCAUUACGCAGAUUGAUAUAUAAAUUGAUUGUAUUAUAAUUUUAUCUUCUUAAUAAAUGUAUUGAUUUAUUAAGGUAUACACAGGUGUUUAAGACUGAUAGUUUUGUGUUAUUUUUGUGUAGCUUUCUAAUUUUGUGUUGUUUGUUGUACAGCGGGAUCUGUACAACCCUAAUUUGUAAUAAUGUGUCGUCAUACUUUUGUCAAUCUUACAGAUAACAAAACUCCAAAAAUAUGUGUGGUGAAAAUUGCACUAUUUAAACACAAUAGCAAAAAGAAGUACAAUUUUCCUAACAGUACAUUGUAAAUGCUAUUUUUAAUAUUCAAGAACCUUGUUUCAAUAUCUUUAGUUUCACAAAUACUGUACUUGUGCUAAUAAACUGUGAUACUUAGGUGCUUAAUAUGCAUUCUCUUUUUUAACCUUUGUUACUUACUCAUUAAUCUUUUUCUAAUUCAUGUAUACUUGAAUUACAUCUUUUAUUUUAUGUUUCUUUGUAUUACAUUAUGUAUUUUUAUCAUCCAUCCUUAAAUAAUGCCCAAUACU
Molecule: messenger RNA, 5308 nt
Organism: Saccostrea echinata
Lineage: Eukaryota; Metazoa; Mollusca; Bivalvia; Ostreida; Ostreidae
Product: phosphatidylinositol 3,4,5-trisphosphate 5-phosphatase 2-like
Exons: 29
Coding region: 167-3643 (1158 amino acids)
Biological process (GO): phosphatidylinositol dephosphorylation
Molecular function (GO): phosphatase activity; protein binding
Source: RefSeq, a predicted model, not a curated record